Molecule: messenger RNA, 792 nt
Organism: Apus apus (common swift)
Lineage: Eukaryota; Metazoa; Chordata; Aves; Apodiformes; Apodidae
Gene: ACER1
Product: alkaline ceramidase 1
Exons: 6
Coding region: 1-792 (263 amino acids)
Biological process (GO): ceramide metabolic process
Cellular component (GO): membrane
Molecular function (GO): hydrolase activity, acting on carbon-nitrogen (but not peptide) bonds, in linear amides
Source: RefSeq, a predicted model, not a curated record
AUGCCAAGCAUCUUUUCCUACGAGAGUGCUGAGGUGGACUGGUGUGAAAACAACUUCGAGCGCUCGGUGCUCAUUGCAGAGUACUACAACACCAUCAGCAAUGUCUGCUUCUUUGCCCUUGCUCCUGUCCUGGUCUACCUGAACUGGCAGUACUGCCAGCAAAGGGCCCUGCCCAUGUACCUCGUCUCUGCCCUGCUCGUCUGUGUAGGUAUCUUCUCUACGUACUUUCACAUGACCCUGAGCUACGUGGGACAACUCUUGGAUGAGCUCUCCAUCCUCUGGGCACUGGCUGUGGCAUAUUCCUUUUGGUACCCAAAGGUUUACUUCCCCAGGUUCAUCAAGAGCAGGAAGCAUUUCUUCUGGCUUUGUGGUGUCACCACUGUGAUCAGUACCUUGAUGUCCUUCGUCAAACCGGCCUUCAACGCCUACGCCCUCAACUGCAUCGCCUUCCACAUGCUCUACCUGACCUGGCAUGAGCUGAAGAAGUGCAAUGACAAGAGGGUUCACCGGAUGGCCGCCGUCAUGGUCGUGUGGUGGGUACUGGCCAUCAGCAGCUGGCUCAGUGACAGGUGGCUCUGUGGGCUCUGGCAGGCCGUCAGCUUCCCCUACUUGCACAGCUUCUGGCAUGUGCUGAUAGCCAUGGCCCUGCUCUACUUCUGCCCACUGGUCAUCUACUUUGACGUCAGCUACGAGAUGCCAUCAUUCAAGCCAAUGCUGAAAUACUGGCCCAGCGACUCUUGGCCUGUCGUGGUGCCUUACAUCGCCCUGGAGGAACCCCACAAGCAGUGCUAG